AUGCUGUCCGCCUGGAGGAUUAAAACUAUCACGCGGGCAAUCAUGCUAUGGUUGUGUCCUCCUUCCGCCUUGCAAUGGAUACGCGAAAGUUCUAACCAUAUGGCGGGCUGCGGUUUCGGUUUCGGUUUCGGUUUCAGAAUAAAUAGGAAUAUUGAAGAGAGAAAUUUGCGAAAUAGACGUGGGGGUUCUACGGGGAACAAAUCUGCUACCCUGACAAGAAGGUCUCCGCUUGUUUUGCGGGACUGGAAAUUAGUCGCAAAGAGACGCACGGUUGCUUUCCUCUUCACGCUAGUGUCGAAAAUAAGCAAUGAAGCUGGUUAUGACUCCCAAGCCUAUAAUGGGAAAAUCUAUGUGUCGAAAGCAUCAGGGGUGAAGCUUAUGGAGACAAUGGUCGAGUCCUCAUUUGGGAAUCAAUUAGCUCAACACUCAUCUUCUGGUAGAUUUGCGCUUUCGGAAAUGCGAACAAGCAAUCAUAGUUCUCAGAUGCUAUUGGAAAGAAUAAAGAAUGGGGGCAUCGAAUUAAAACGUCUACUUCCUCCUAGAAUGAGUGACCGUGUUCUUGGAGAAGUUAUGAGUGGCUACUUACGAACGGUUCGCGCUGCUGGUGUGCAGCAUACAUUGGUCAUGAUUGUCUCUGCAUUGUGGUGCUAUUCAACCACUACCCCUCACCUUCAUAUCGCAUUAGGUCACGAAGCGGACUCGAUGAGUGCGUGCGAUCUGCAAGGUACUGAAGGCGAAUCCCUUACUAUUACUGGACCAAGGGAGGCGCGAAUGCUGUAUCGACAAGCCACAAAUUACCAACGGCAGAAAAUUCGUUUGCAGUCGUGCAAGGGUAUCUCAGCACAGGACAACUCCCAGGGUCUUAUCGUCUUUGCAAAUAUGCAUCUCCCUCACACUCCCGGGUUGCUUGAUAACCCCCUGCCUCAUUUCUGGCUGUGCCACUUGCAGUAUAUGAUCGAGAAUCCGCUGAUUCACGCCGUUCUGCUCCUGUCAUUGUCGAUUAUGUCACCAGAUAUCCUUGAAUCCCCUGAAAUGAAGCCGACUCGAAAUGUGUCCUCGGGAGGUAUCGAGCAGGGCUUCAGCGACGCCCCAGCCGUUAUUGCGAUGCUAGAUUCCGCCGGGAGUCUGCAGGAAGUAAUUCAGCCCGGCACACCAGACACCUGCGGUUAUUGGCCUGCUCGCCAAAACUGUGGUGGCACCCAAGGCUUUGGCAGGGUUGGUGGCAUAUAUUGUAGGAGCUACAGCAGAUGGGACAUCUUGGUUGAUGUCCAAUUUUGUAUGUUGAAUAAAGGAUUUGUGGGUGGUGACGGUAUUUGGAGGGCUUGGAGAAGGACGUUGUUGAUGGACAUAGUUGAUGGAUGCUUUUGGUGGGUGUUUUUGGCGGUUGAUGUUGGGUACGAAUUUUCAAAAGUCAGGAUGGGUGCAGAGGGAAUUGGAAAUUAUAUGGAUGGCACAAAUUCCAUAUUUCCCUUAUUACAAGAGCACAGGCCCCAAUAUUAA
Messenger RNA from Lindgomyces ingoldianus, 1500 nucleotides. RefSeq lists its product as uncharacterized. Bases 1 to 1500 code for a protein of 499 amino acids. Lineage: Eukaryota; Fungi; Ascomycota; Dothideomycetes; Pleosporales; Lindgomycetaceae. The record is from RefSeq and is a predicted model, not a curated record. The transcript is spliced from 17 exons.